AUGGAGGAACGUGGGAGUUCUAAGAUGAAGAACAAGGGGAAGAAACGUCCCUUUGAAAAACAAAACCAACAACAGAUCUAUCCAAAGCAAAGGAUAAGAAUAACCGUUUCGGGAAAGGAUAUAAGGAUCAAGGCCCAUCCUCUUAUCAAGGAUAAUGAGGUGAUGUGGUGGAUUGACUCGGGUGCAAGAACAAAUGUUUGUAAGGAUCACGACUGGUUCAAGACAUACGAGCCAGUUAAAGAUGGAUCUGUACUUCAUAUGGAAAACGAGCCAACCGCUCCUAUCCUAGGUCGUGGAAAAGUGAAAUUAGAUCGGGUGGAUCCGGGUCGGAUCACAGUCGAUAAGAGGAGAUUCUGGGUAGAACGGACGACCAAUCGGGUAGAUCCGGUUCGGAUCACAGUCGAUAAGAGGAGAUUCUGGGCAGAACGGACGAACAGUUCUGGGCCGAACGAACAGACGGUUCUGGGCGAUCAGACGGACAAGUCUGGGCGGAACGGACGGACGAUUUUGGGUGAUCAGAUGGACAAGUCUUGGCAGAACAGACGGAUAGUUCUAGGUAGUCUGACGGACGAGUCUGGGCAGAACGGACGGACAGUUAUGGGAUGA
Messenger RNA from Arabis nemorensis, 606 nucleotides. The record is from the annotation of a GenBank genome assembly. NCBI's taxonomy places the organism in Eukaryota, Viridiplantae, Streptophyta, Magnoliopsida, Brassicales, Brassicaceae.